This is a messenger RNA of Bombus pascuorum, 2843 nucleotides long. Its product is annotated as tyramine receptor 1-like. The transcript is spliced from 8 exons. Lineage: Eukaryota; Metazoa; Arthropoda; Insecta; Hymenoptera; Apidae. Gene Ontology annotation, cellular component: membrane. Gene Ontology annotation, molecular function: G protein-coupled receptor activity. The record is from RefSeq and is a predicted model, not a curated record. Bases 856 to 2088 code for a protein of 410 amino acids. Gene Ontology annotation, biological process: adenylate cyclase-activating adrenergic receptor signaling pathway.
CGCCGUGCCGAAAACACGGCUGCAGCGUGUCGUGCAUCCCUUCGGCUGGAUGGGCACUCCGUUCUCUCCGUGACGAUCUCGAACUUGUUGAUGUAUCUCGCGGUUCAGUCUUGAAACAUACGAGACAAACCUAACGAGAUUGAUAUCAACAGUGAUAUGCAUGGAAAUUUUGAUGGUUCGUGGAGUGUGUGAAUUUGAACGAAGAAGUAUCAGACUGUGAUAAACGAUUGGCAAAUAAAAUCGACACAUUGGAACCUAAGUAGAUAAGUUACGAUAAUAUGAACCAAUCGACAAAUGUAGAAUUAAAGUUGACGAAAAAAGGAAAGUCCAAUUCGAGGCCCGUGAGCAAAACGAUCGGUGAGAAAUGUCAAUCGUACGCUUCAAUGAUGUUACACCUACGGUUCUAUCGAAAAUUCGUUGCUUCAAAUUUGUAACGUCCUAACAAAUCCGAUAGUUAAAUAUAAACGCGGUAAAGCAUUCGAACGUAAUUGUCGAUCGAAGUUCCCGAUUGGAAACUGUUCGCGGGUGGCGGAAGAUUUCUCGAAGAUUAGCUGACUGACUGUUUCUCGUUUCGACCUAUCUACCUAACAUGUUCGGGUGUACGUAUAAAGAAUCAGAGACGUGGAGAGAGACUGGUAACGCGGUGGAACAGAGGAGCGUAAAUUAGGUGUACCAACUUGAAGAGAAGCUUUCAAGUAACGGUUCACUUUUUUCUUCGGAUCCGGGGUAAUGCUUGCAAAACAGAAGCCACUUUAAGACAGCAGGGUGAUAAUCGAGAAUGGGGACCGCAUGAUGCACGGAAAUGUGCAAAUUGCUGAGCGGAAGUCAUCGUCAAUGGACCGGGGGUAAAGCGCCAUGGCGAAUCAAACGGCUAAUUACUAUGGGGACGUUUAUCAAUGGAACCACACGGUAUCGACGGUCGACCGAGAUACGCAGUCGGAAUACUACCUACCGAAUUGGACGGAUCUCGUUUUGGCGGGGCUGUUCAUCAUGUUGAUCAUCGUCACUAUAGUGGGCAACACUCUAGUAAUUGCCGCUGUGAUAACAACUAGGCGUUUACGGUCUGUUACUAAUUGUUUCGUGUCCAGCCUGGCGGCUGCGGAUUUGCUGGUUGGCUUGGCUGUGAUGCCACCGGCGGUUUUGUUGCAGCUCACAGGUGGUACCUGGCAAUUGGGCGAGGUGCUCUGCGACUCAUGGGUCUCCCUCGAUAUUCUUCUCUGUACUGCCAGCAUCCUAUCGUUAUGCGCCAUAUCCAUAGACAGGUACCUAGCCGUAACUCAACCGCUGAUAUACAGUCGACGACGACGAAGCAAGAGAUUGGCUGGAUUGAUGAUUGUCGCAGUAUGGGUGCUAGCUGGCGCUAUCACCAGUCCACCUCUUCUGGGAUGCUUUCCACGUGCGACGAAUCGUGACACUAAAAAAUGCUCGUACAACAUGGACUCUUCAUACGUGAUAUUUUCCGCGAUGGGUUCUUUUUUCCUACCGAUGUUGGUAAUGCUUUACGUAUACGGCAGAAUAUCCUGCGUGAUUGCCAGUCGACACAGAAAUCUCGAAGCUACCGAGAGCGAAAACAUUCGACCACGUCGCAACGUUUUGAUCGAGCGUGCAAAGAGCAUCAGAGUACGAAGAACAGAAUGCGUAACCAGUAGCGUGACAUGCGACAGGGCAUCCGACGAAGCGGAACCUCCCAGCACGAGCAAAAGGUCUGGGAUUGUCCGCAGCCAUCAGCAGAGUUGCAUCAACAGAGUUGCACGAGAGACAAAAACCGCCGCCACUUUAGCAGUGGUCGUAGGUGGAUUCGUCGCCUGUUGGUUACCAUUCUUCAUCCUCUACUUGGCCACCCCUUUCGUGCCUAUGGAACCACCAGAUAUUCUGAUGCCUGCGCUAACUUGGCUAGGCUGGAUUAAUUCGGCUAUAAAUCCAUUCAUUUAUGCCUUCUACUCGGCCGACUUCAGGCUUGCAUUCUGGCGAUUGACUUGCCGAAAAUGCUUCAAAACUAGAACUAAUUUGGAUCGCAGCAAUCGGAAAUUACCAGCUCCGGCUAAUUGGAAGAAGGACAACAUGGAAGACGUGAAAAUCGGGGAAUGAACGUUGGAACGAAUAUCCUUCGAUCGUGAUCGUCAAGAGGAUCACUGUGAUUUAUUCAAUAGCGCUAAUUACAUCGAUCACAUUCAUCUAAUUUAUACGAAACGUGAAAUCUCGCAAACGUCACUGAAUUUUUUCAUAAUUUAAUUACAGUCAAAUGAUAUGAUAAUAUGCGAAUAUUUGUAUUAUUCGGAAGAUAUUACACAUAUUCGCCACACAUUGCAGGUAUAGAGAUAUACAUUUACAGUUAUCAAUACAUUUUUAUAUAUAAUAGGAAUUGUAACGUCAAAUGUAACGUAGAUCAAAGAAAGAAUUAUAAUUAAUUUGAAUUUUUUCUCCAUAGUAUAACGCAGAAAAAGAAAAAAUUACUAUUUUAAUACUGAAAUCCCGACUCAUCCAAAUAAUACACUUAUUCGCACAUCUCAAGCAUUGUAAUCGGACAAUCGCGCAUACCACACGCACAAUGACUGCACAAUUCAUAUAUUCGUUCGACUAACAUAGCGAACAAACGAGAAGUAAGGAUAUUUAUUUAGCAAAAUAGUGGCAACACAUUUGUUGCAUUCGGUUGUAUCGAUAUCAACAUGUAUACAUGAACAUUAUUCACGCGGAUCCACUUCGUAGAAACCCACCAACAAUAAAUAAUAAUCGAUCGUAGGAAAUAGUCUUCCUUUUGUCAUUACAGUAUCCUGUCUGUAUUUAUCGACGCAUAGAUAUCUGUUGAUGUAGAAAGUAUGCAAGUAUACGGAUUUUAUAACGUC